Amborella trichopoda is the source of this 1820-nucleotide messenger RNA. RefSeq names its product myb-like transcription factor family protein. Gene Ontology annotation, cellular component: nucleus; NuA4 histone acetyltransferase complex; Swr1 complex. Gene Ontology annotation, molecular function: transcription corepressor activity. The record is from RefSeq and is a predicted model, not a curated record. Gene Ontology annotation, biological process: chromatin remodeling; DNA repair; negative regulation of transcription by RNA polymerase II. NCBI's taxonomy places the organism in Eukaryota, Viridiplantae, Streptophyta, Magnoliopsida, Amborellales, Amborellaceae.
CGAAUAGAGCUUCAAAAGCUCCUCACUGCUCUGCAACUAAUACCUAGAUCCACAAAGCUCCAAAUUCCCUGGAGGUCCUCUUUAAUGGCGGACGCAAAGGACAUUCUAGGGCUUCCCAAAACGCAUUUCCCUUCCACUCAGGAGAAGAGACCCAAACCCCCAAAGGAGUCCCAGAGAAAACCAGAUGGAGUUUCUCGCGAGGUUUAUGCUCUUAUGGGGGGUUUGCCACCACUUAUGCCUACUCUCGAUAUCUCGCAAUUGAAACGAAAGCCCCCGUCAGACAAAGAAAAGAUCUCUUGGCAAUGGCUUCCCUUUACAUCCUCAGCACGAACCGAUAAUUUGAAACUUUAUCAUUGGGUCAAAAUUGUUAAUGGUGUUCCUCCAACAGGGGAUUACUCUUUUGCCAAGUACAACAAGUCCGUUGACAUUGUCAGAUACACAGAUGAGGAAUAUGAGAAGUAUUUGACUGAUCCUAAUUGGACCAAAGAAGAGACAGACCAAUUGUUUGACUUGUGCGAGCAGUUUGACCUCCGUUUCAUAGUGAUAGCCGAUAGGUUUCCAACAUCACGAAGCACUGAGGAACUGAAGAGUCGUUACUAUGCAGUGUCUCGCGCACUUGUCAUUGCCAAAGCUCCACCAUCUGGUGAUGUGUCUGGUCAUCCCCUGGUCAAGGAUCCUUACAACAUCACGCAUGAGGUCGAACGAAAGCGUCAACUAUCUACAGUUCUCUCUAAUCCAAAGCAGCCGGAGCGCAAGGAUGCAGAGGUUUUGGCUGAAGCGAAGCGGGUAGCAGACUUACGCAUAAGUGGAAAGGAUGCAGAAGAACCUGAGCUGCCUGCAAACACUGAAUCUGUUGCCCCAGAUGCAGUGGCAGUUGACUGUGUAUCGCCAUCUCCAAUACCUCAGCCCCCAGCUUCAACAGCAGAUAGUGCCUCUACACCAGCUUCACUUCGCAUGCUCCGAGUAUAUUUAAGAACCACUCUUCUUGAGCAAAUGGUGCAAGCAGCAAGCUCAUCUGCUGGAUUGCGAACGAUCAAGCGGGUUGAUCAAACUCUUCAAGAGCUUGGAGUUUUGAAACCUAAAGUCCCAACAAAAGCAGUGUGUGCAGAGCAUAUAGAACUUCGAAAAGAAAUUCUAACACUACUAAACCUUCAGAAGCAGGUGCAAUAUAAGGAGGCAGAAGUAUCAACUUUUCGUGACAACCCAUAUUCUGAUACAAUUCCCACGCCAAGUCCUCCUAAGCGUUCCCAUCGUGGAGGAGAUCAAGAUCGGCUAUUUAUACGGGAUUCUGAUGGCUUCAGUGGUGAAAGAGUUGGCAAGCGAGAGCAUAAGCGCAAGGCUCCUGGAAGAUAUCCCGAAGCUCCUCCAUCACCCCCUCAUUCUAAGAGGGCCAGAAAGAUGAAGGCCUCUGAUGGGUAGAACAUGAGGGCCGGCUAAAGAAGGUGCAGCAAGAUGAGCAAUUUUCAACGACUUUGCCUCAUCUAAUGAAGGUUAUGCAUCAUGGGGGCUGCUCGAAUGAAAUAACUGUUAUUGACCCAUCUCUAUGUGCUGCCAGAGAUGAUGCGAUGCCGAAUCUGUAUGGGAGGAAUUGCUAUUCAGUUUGUAUUGUUGCUUUUUGGUGCCCUUUAUAGUCCUUUGAGGACUAUGCAUAUCUGAAUAUGCAGAGUUGUGAUUCCUUCAUCUGAAUGAUGAAUCAAAUGUGUAAAUGAUGCUGUUUAUAUGGAAAAGCCCCAAGAUUUUGAUGUUCUGAAAACCUAGAUCACAAGGUGUACAUGAAAAAAAUAAUUAAAAAAAGGUAGAUCAUGAAAAUGAUUGGCAUA